Messenger RNA from Panonychus citri (citrus red mite), 1688 nucleotides. RefSeq names its product adipocyte plasma membrane-associated protein-like. Gene Ontology annotation, molecular function: strictosidine synthase activity. The transcript has 5 exons. The record is from RefSeq and is a predicted model, not a curated record. Lineage: Eukaryota; Metazoa; Arthropoda; Arachnida; Trombidiformes; Tetranychidae. Gene Ontology annotation, biological process: biosynthetic process. Bases 209 to 1528 code for a protein of 439 amino acids.
CUACAGUUGAUCAUCCGGUAAAACAGAAGAAGAGACAAACAAACAAAGGAGAUUAUCAAAAUGUGAAGAUGAUCCGGACAAAUGAUUAAUGAAGAUCAAUCCAAUUAGAGAAAAAUUUUUUUUCUCUUUUUCUAUUAUCGUUAAUUGUUUUCAAAAAUUUUCCAAAUUUGUCUGGUAAUCAUUUGGUUUUCUUUCCGUUAAUUUAACGAUGGACCAAAGAAGAGGUCAGAGUGGACAUCGAAAUGGACAACGAAAUAGGAAUCGAUCUAGACGCCGUUCGAGCUCAUCAAAUCAGACCUGGCCUUGGAUUGCGAUAGUUGCAGUUAUUUUUUACUUCAGCAUAGAUGACAGACUAAAAGAUAAGAUUAAGGAGCCUAAUUUAUUUGACUCGUUUGAAGGUCCAUGGGCUGAUAACAAUGUCCUACUUACAACGGAAAAGGUUUUAACCGAUCAUCUUUAUGGACCCGAAAGUUUAGCUAAAUACAAAGGUAACCUUUAUACUGGAAUAUCUAAUGGUCAGAUUGUCCGAAUUGAAGGAGUGGAUAAAGUUUCCAAAGUAGUUCAAUUUGGAGAUGAAUCUUGUGCUAAUCAACAUGGUAAAAAAGCCUGUGGACGACCUUUGGGAAUUCGUGUCACCUCAUCGGGAGAUUUGUAUACAAUUGAUGGUCUUAAUGGACUGAUAAAAGUGACCAAUAUUGAUGGAACUUCAGGUCAACCCGAAUUUAAACUCUUGUUUAAUAUAAGCUCACCUGUUGAUGGUAAUUCAAGCGCUUUUCUUGACGAUUUGGUGAUUGAUGAAAGUGAUGGUGAUAAAAUUAUCUACAUAACCGAUGCCAGUUCCUUAUGGGAUUUGAAUGACUGUGUAGCCGCUUACAUGGAUAUGGAUGAUUCGGGACGCAUUUUAAGGUACACUGAGUCUACUGGUUCGAUUGAUGUUGUUCUGAGUGGAUUGGCCUUUCCAAAUGGUAUCGAAUUAACUGAUUCUAAAGAUGCCCUGUUAAUUGGUGAAUUCACUCAUAGAAGAAUUUUAAAAUACUACUUAACUGGACCAUCUAAAGGUACCACUGAAGUGUUGAUUAAUUUACCAGGGGAACCAGAUAAUAUCCGUCGAUCUGCACGUUCGGAUGUUGAAACUUAUUGGAUUGCAGUGUUUUCACCUCGAACCAAAAAAACUCCAUCUUCUAUUGAUUAUUAUUCCGAACGACCAUUUCACCGCAAGUUUAUGAUUACAGUUUAUCGAAUCAUUGGAACUUUGUACAAUAUUAUUGGAGUAAUUUUAAAUUCUGAUGCUUUGGUGGCCGAAGGUGAAUUGAAAAGUUCACUUUGGUCUUUCGUUGGUCCCAAUAGUCGAUCGAUGGCUUUAGAAAUUGAUUCUAAAGGAAAUGUCAUCAAUUGUUUACAUUCUAACGAUGGUUACUUUGGACCAAUAUCUGAAAUUCAUGACGAAAUCGAUGAAAAUGGUCGACGAACUUUAUAUCUUGGCUCAUUUACUAAUAAUUAUCUCGGUGUCUUAACCCUUGAAAGUUAAUAAUAAUUAACAAGAAAAUAUUCCAAUCAUCAAAUUGAUCAACUUUUUUACACUAAAAACAAUCCUUUUUUUAAAAAUAACAAUCAAAUCGCUAAAUAAUCCCAUGUAUUAUGAACUGUUUAGCUAUUCAACAAUUAACAAUACUUUCAUUUAUUUACAA